This is a messenger RNA of Paramisgurnus dabryanus, 4004 nucleotides long. RefSeq names its product KIAA0753 ortholog. The record is from RefSeq and is a predicted model, not a curated record. Gene Ontology annotation, biological process: protein localization to centrosome; centriole replication. Gene Ontology annotation, cellular component: microtubule organizing center; centriolar satellite. Lineage: Eukaryota; Metazoa; Chordata; Actinopteri; Cypriniformes; Cobitidae.
ACUCGAGGAAGUGUUUUGUUGUCAUGGCGGUGUUUUAAACCAUUUGACAUUUGUUAUAAACAAACUGGGUGGGUUUUGGUUUUGUUUAACAACCAACUAUCAUGUUAAACACAAUGGCAGGCAGUUGACGCUUCUACUCGUGGGUUGUCCGUUUACUGCCUGUUUGUAUGUGUACUGUGAAACGCGGAAGCAUGAAGGAUUUAUCGAAAUGAUCGGUUGGUUUUUCAUCUCAAAUUUAGGAUAUUGUCAGGAUGAUUUCUGAUUUUCAUAGGGGGUCUCCUAUGACCAUCGGCGAAAUGGGCUCUGUGAACCGUGAAUGGAUUAAAAAAGGUCCAUCUGCGUUUCAGAUUCAUGGCUUGCAGACGCAGCUUCAGUUCAGUGACACAGUAGCACCCAGUGUCUAUAACCGAGCGACCCGAGUUAGACCUCCUUCACCUAUCCUGAUAGAGAAACUUGCACGCAGGACACAGGGACAGGAUGAUGUUGAAAGCUGCACCAGUUCCUUACGACUCUCAGUCCUCUCGGAAGAGCGACUGCAGGCUGCGGUCAAAUUGGCUAGGAGAGACCUGAGCAGAAAAAGGCAGGAAUCCAUCAGCCGUUUGUCACUUGAACCAGCGGAGAGAUCAGACAAUACCAGUCUUCAGAGGAACAAUAUGGAUGACAGCUUUCAAGUAUGUCCAAGAAUGUCAGGUACGAAGAACCAAACCAAAAAUGUUGAUCGGGUGCUUGUGUAUAGUCCUCCGAAGCACAAUAGCCAGCCCAGACUGGGCCAUACACCACCCACCAAAGACCUCAGUAAUGAACAACAGCUUAGUCAGGAGAUUCGCAAAUUACAGGAGGAACUGAGCACAUAUGUUCAAAGGAUAGAGCAGCUGGCUAAUAAAGGGCAUGCAGUAGAGGUUCAGGAGCCGGAUGAGAAACGCCGGAUGGAGAUCCGUCGGCAGGAGCAGAAAGCUCGUUCUGCACGCAUCAUCUACGUAUUACAGCAACAGGUCAAAGAAAUUCAGGAGGAUCUAGACAAGCUCCGUUCUGAAAAUAUCAAACAUACUAAAAAGUCCAAGGCAAUGGACAGACUCGCUGCUGCUCACAGGGGUGCUGUAAGAGCCAUGCAAGUGUUUAUCAGCCAGCUGUCGGACCCUGCAGAGAGCAAAGUGCCUACCCAGUGCAAAGAGCUGGGCCAGCUGAUUCGCCAGCUCUCUCUCUGCUCUGCUAAAGUAGAGGUGCGAGAAGGAUCUGCUGUGCCGGAGACAGCCCUCGAUAUCCUGCAGAAACUAGAGUCUCUUGACUCAGCGCUGAGUAAGCAAGAGGCGUCCAGGGAGAGUGUCUCACAUCCGCAGAGUAUCAAGCAUGAAAAAGAAAAGGCUUCCUCGAAGGCUGGGGUUCGAAACAUGCCCCCUCCCUAUCUUAUCAAAGGUCAAGACAAAAAGACCUCUCAGACAGUCCGUAAGCCUGCUGCUGGAAGAAAACCUGUAGGCAGACUGGCUGGGAAGCCCAACAGGACCUCACAGGCAUUAAUGAAGGAACGCAAUGAAGUUCUGAAGGCAGGGCUAGAGAGCCUUAUUCAUCAUCAACAGCAGAGAGAGACAGAACCAGUAACACCCAACAAAUCUGUCAGUACCAUCAACCCAGGCCAUGUUAAGGCCAGUCAUGUUCAUGAUAGCAGCUUUCAGCAGCCCACUGUUUCAUCUCGGUUAAGGGAGAAUCAGGUACCCCAGAGAGAGACCACAGUGCCUUGGAUACCAACAUCUCCUCACUCCCCAUCUCGCCAGCGUGUUGUGUCUAGUAGGCCAGAACCCAGAUGCCUGUUCUCCACUGUAAAGAGCCCAGAAAAGCAGGAGCCACAUACCUUGUCCACAGAGCAUAGCCCCACAUCACAUCACAGGAAACAAGCCCAGAAUGAGGCUCUCAGGCAAGCCUGGCUGGAGCGGGUGACUGCAGAGAGAUUGAGAGAACUGAAUCGUCUGAGUAAAGAGGAAGCAGAUCGCAUUAAUAAACUCCGGAACACAGUGGGCUCUCCCACACAAUGGGCGGAAAGAGCUGAGCGCACCGCUCGAGAGAGAAUUCAACCUUUGCUGGAUCAAGCACAGCGGGUUGUCUCUUUUGGACAACAGCAGAAGGGUGCAGAAAAGCAGCCUCCGGCGAGUGUAGACAUGCUGAGCGAGGCUGUUAUCGAGGAUCUUGUGGAGGACACAGCUCGAGCUCUAUUGGCAGCUGAGAAGCAACAGGCGGCUGAGAUUGAUGCUGAGAGGCAGCUGCAGAGACCCACGCUAGAGAGCAUGCUGCUGAGGAUGGAGGAGAUGGAGAGAGAACAGGAGGAAGUACGCAGGCGUUUUGCAAUGAUCUCAUACUCUGACCCUCUCACAUGGGAUAAAGGCGCAGAUACAAGAAAUAUAUCCAACUCAAGACCAGCCUCUCCUCAUCCCAUCCGAAUGACAAAACCAGUCUUGAAUGCACCAAUCACAGUUGACAUCCUCUUGCAAAGACCUGUGGAGACUGGGGCUGUGUCAGAUACAUCAAUGCUGGAUGAGGAGCCUUCACCAAAUGACCCCAGUCAUGCAGUCACAGCAGAAGUGAAGAGGACAGGAGGAGUUCAUCUAAGUGUGCCGCCCAGCAUGCAGAGGAACAUUCAGAAAUACAGGAAGAACCAUGAUGCCUUCCUGCAGCUCGUCUCGCAUGACGCUGUGGGAAACUUCAACCCCUGGGUCAUAGCAGACAGUCUGGCAGAAGAACUGAUGGAUGAGGCUCUUACUGAAGUAGCUGCAGAAUUCCAGGAUGUUUGUGAGGAAUAUGCGGAAGCUGUUUUCACUUCAGAAUUCCUCCAGCCUGUCCAGUCCCCCACCACUUCGGUGUCAUAGCUACUACUUCUUGACUAACUGAGACUCAUCUUAUAAAUUUUUUACAUUUUUAAACAAGUUUUUAACUGUACAUAUGUGUCAUUCCUUAUAUAUUUGUGUGUUAUGUUUUUCGGUUUUAUCUAAAGUUGAGUUUUAUAUUUAAAUCCGGGAUUUUAUAUCAUUCAAAAGAACUCUUUUGUCUGAAAACUCUUCCUUUAUGUCCUUUAUGUGUAGUAUGACUCUGAAACACAUAAACAGUUGUCUUUCAGGGAGAAGCUGACACAUCAAUGUUACAUCAAUGUGCCAUAAUCCAUAUUGUCAUCCUCAUACAUUGGACUGUUGCUGUUGCUAUGCAGCAUUGACACAAGGGACUGCUACAUCAUCAAUGAAUUGUGCAGGAUUACAAGAUCUUUUCAGAAUUACUGUAAAUACUGGCACUAAAACACAAAGUUGGUGCUUUCACACAGGCCAAAACAUGUAGUUUUUCUCAAAGAAAAUUGUCUUUUAAGUUUACUUAUCUCUCCAGAUGUUGCCUGGAAUCCUUAUUGUGUUUGGAUCAGGUGAUGUAUUUAUAAUGUGUGUCUUAUUUAUGUGUCAGUCAAUAAAGAAGAGAGCUCUGGCCUGAACUCAUCAGGCAGAUGUUAAGCUGGCAUAUUAGGAAUCAAACAGGACACAGACUCUGUUAGUCUUAAAUAUCUGUUGCAUUGUUGUCACAUGGGCCGUGUGUAGAAAUGUGCACGCCUACACCCCUUAUAUAACCAAGUAAGGUCAAUCAGCAUAAAGUGGCACAGUCAUGUAUUUUUACAUUAUAAUAAGAUCUGUGUAUAUUGAGGGUGUUAUAAUUGUUUGACUCUUUUUAGAGUAUAUUUUUUCCACCUAAUUAUUUAAGUGUGAAUUCAGUAAACAUUAGUUUGGACAGUCAGGGUGAAUCUCUUAACCAUCAGCCUUUCGAGUUGCGAAUCGGAUUGCUGCCAAAUGUUUAAACAAUUCAUAAAUGACUGCAUUCACAAACAAUUUCCAUUCAUUAUUAUUCAUCAAACAAUCCAUAAAAAAGUUGUGACAGAAAUGCCAAGUGUGCUUGUGAUAUUUUUGUUUACUUGUAAUCAUAGUAAAUGUUUUGAAAUGUGUACAAAUUAUAAUUGUAAUUCUUUAAUAAAUUCCUUGAUGUUG